Pelobates fuscus (common spadefoot toad) is the source of this 813-nucleotide messenger RNA. It is a transcript of the gene FAM133B, whose product is annotated as family with sequence similarity 133 member B. The record is from RefSeq and is a predicted model, not a curated record. Bases 72 to 800 code for a protein of 242 amino acids. Lineage: Eukaryota; Metazoa; Chordata; Amphibia; Anura; Pelobatidae. The transcript has 11 exons.
UGUUUCCGGGCGCUGCGGACUCGGUUUGAAGGCCGCUGCUCGGGACGUGCUCGGUGGCUGCUCCCGGCGCCAUGGGAAAGCGGGACAACCGGGUGGCUUAUAUGAAUCCCAUAGCAAUGGCUCGUGCCAGAGGACCGUCUUCCUCUGGCGGUCCGACGAUACAGGAUUAUCUGAGUAGACCCAGGCCAACUUGGGAAGAAGUGAAAGAACAACUGGAAAAGAAAAAGAAAGGCUCCCGAGCUCUCGCAGAAUUUGAAGAAAAAAUGAAUGAGAGUUGGAGAAAAGAGCUGGAAAAACACAGGGAAAAGAUCAUUUCUGGUAAUGAGAAUCCUUCUAAAAAGAAAGAGAAAAAGAAAAAAGAGAAGAAAAAAUCUGCUGGGUUUUCUUCAUCAUCUUCCCCUUCUUCAUCGAGUUCUGAUUCUUCCUGCAGCUCAGAUGAAUCUGACAAUGAGAGCAAGAAAAAACAAGCUAAAAGAAAGAAGAAGAAAAAAUAUUCCUCCCGCAAGACUUCUGAUAGUAGUUCAGACAUGGAUUCAGACAGCAAGGACAGCCUGAAAAAGAAGAAAUCGAAAGAUGAUCCGGACAGAGACAAGGGCAGAAAACGGAGAAGGACUGAAGAAGAUCAUAAACAUUCAUCAUCAGAAUAUUGUUCCAGAUCAGAAUCUGAUGAAGAGGUUCACAGUAAAAAGAAAAAAUGCACAGAAGAAAAGGCUGAUAAAGUAAAAAAGAAAAAGAAGCACAAGAAACAUAACAAGAAGAAGAAGAAAAAGGGUAUUAGCCCAAGCUCGGAUUCUGGAUAACACAAUAAUCGAA